AUGGACGCCCGGCUGCUUCUAGUCGCCCUGUGCUUUGUUUCAGUGUUUUCCGAACCGGAGUACGUCAUUAAGAAGCGUUGCAAAGACGUGGACGCAGAACAAUGCAGAAUAAACAACGUUAAAGUGGAUCCAUGCCCACGCAGUCCAAAUCUAUGCAUUAUAAAACCUGAGAAGUCUUACUCAAUCAGCGUGGACUUCACACCCAAAUUCUCCGCCAAGUCCCUGAAACUGGCAAUGUACAGCGACGAGAAGAAAACGAACCUGUUCGAGACGGCGGUGAGGGCGCCGCAGGAUGGCUGUGGGCUGCUCACCUGCCCGCUACAGGCUGAGGAGAGGAGGAAUUUCGACGUCCACUUCCAGCUGGCCAAGAUGUCACCGGGUAAAUUCCCGAUCAAAAUGAAGCUUUGGAACGAGGAGGACGAAUCUCAAGCAUGUUGCUUCACCUUCAACGUUAAAGUGAGGAAA
Molecule: messenger RNA, 465 nt
Organism: Iphiclides podalirius (scarce swallowtail)
Lineage: Eukaryota; Metazoa; Arthropoda; Insecta; Lepidoptera; Papilionidae
Source: the annotation of a GenBank genome assembly